Molecule: messenger RNA, 987 nt
Organism: Scomber japonicus (chub mackerel)
Lineage: Eukaryota; Metazoa; Chordata; Actinopteri; Scombriformes; Scombridae
Gene: p2ry8
Product: P2Y receptor family member 8
Exons: 2
Coding region: 1-987 (328 amino acids)
Biological process (GO): phospholipase C-activating G protein-coupled receptor signaling pathway; positive regulation of Rho protein signal transduction
Cellular component (GO): membrane
Molecular function (GO): G protein-coupled receptor activity
Source: RefSeq, a predicted model, not a curated record
AUGUUGCGGAAUUCCAGCAAAUUAGACAACGCCACCCUGUCCGUGUUUCUGAAUGUAAACGGCAGCAUCGCCAUGUCUGUCGUUUACGUAAUAGUUACUGCCAUUAACAUAGUAGGAAAUGGUCUUUCCCUGUGGCUCCUCCUCUUCCGGACAUCUCCUAAGACUCCAUCCAUCAUCUUCAUGAUUAAUCUCACCUUCACUGACUUGGCCAUCGGCACUGCCCUCCCCUUCCAGAUCGCGUACCAGCUCCUUGGAUACCAUUGGGUUCUGGGACCAAACAUGUGCAGUGUUAUGACCCUUGUCUUCUACACCAAUAUGUAUUGUUCCAUCCUCACCAUGAUGGCCAUUGGUAUUGACCGCUACCUGGGCAUCGUCAAGCCCAUGUGGUUCCGAGAGACCAGGGAGAAGAAGUCCAUCGCUGUCAUCAGCUGCCUUCUCAUGUGGGGUUUGGUCCUGUGCGUUCUGUACCCGCUGAUGACCACAGACCUGACCUUUGACAUUCCUGAACUGGGGAUUACCACAUGCUUUGACGUGCUGAAGAAAGACAUGCUCCCAAACAAGUUGGCCUGGGCGGCCUUUGUCUUCGGCAUGGUGUUUGUCCUCUUCCUCUUCCCUUUCUGUGUCACGAUAUUCUGUUAUGUCAAUGUCAUACGUAAACUGGCCAAGGAUUCCAAGAAUGCCCAGAAAGCUAAAGCGAUACGUCUGGCCUUCAUUGUUCUCCUGGUUUUCACCCUCUGUUUUGCUCCCAACAACAUCCUCCUCUUUACUCACACUGUGCUAAAACUCUUCCAUGGGAAGUCUCUCUACAUGGCCUACAAAAUCUCUCUCUGUUGUAGUUGUUUGAAUAGCUGCCUUGAUCCGUUUAUUUACUACUUUGCUUCUAAGGAAUUCAGACAGAAGUUGAGGCAGAUAAUGAAUCUGCACAGCCUGAGUAGUGCAGAUUCAAUAAGGAUGGAGUGUAAAGAGACCCUGUACUCUGCAAACUAA